Molecule: messenger RNA, 963 nt
Organism: Saxophila tyrrhenica
Lineage: Eukaryota; Fungi; Ascomycota; Dothideomycetes; Mycosphaerellales; Extremaceae
Exons: 2
Coding region: 1-963 (320 amino acids)
Source: RefSeq, a predicted model, not a curated record
AUGAAUACCACGGCCCCCACCACGCCUGAACACAACAACAUCAGCGCAGCAGUCACGGCGCCCAACAUGGACAUCCCGGCGACCACUAACGGCAACCCGACAUCCACCAACGACAAUGAGGCGACCACCAAAGGCAUCCCGGCGCUCGGUGCCCUUCAGCGCCUCCCGCAAGAGAUGCGCGACGAGAUCUACAGACUCUGCAUCGUAAAUGACCGCAUCGCCGUUCGUCACGACCAGAUCGGUGUGCAAAUCAUCCGCCACGCGCCUCUGGCCGCAUGCUCCCGACAGCUCUACGACGAAGUGAAUAAGGAAGCGGGCCGCCUAAUCUAUCACAUCCCCCGUCACGAGGUCGUUGCCGUCCGGGACGAGAUCAACAACUGCUACAUCGCUCCGCCUGACGUCCUCGAGAACACCGUCAACACAUGGCAUGGCGUCACCAACGUUCUGGUCGAGAUCAUCGUUCCAAUCUGUGAAGCACAACCAUUCAGUGAUGAUGGCAGCCGCUCUCAGGUCUCGCUUCAACAAGAAAGGGUGGCUCUCGCCUACGCGUCAUACUGGAGUCUGACGGAGCGCCCAUUCCAGUGGUUGACGGACAUGCUGUCGUUCCUUGACAUCCAGAGGGCUGUGGUCAAGAUCUCGGUUCCACAUGAGAUGUGGUGGAACUACCAGACGAUCGACGAGCUCUUUGGAAUCACCUACCAACACGAAAGUGUCUUUGAUCGUGCGUCCUUCGGCGGCAACCAGCUGGUCAACGGAAUCACCACUCUAGUUCCAGCCGAGGUAGUGGUGAUCGAGGAGUCGCAGAAGAACAUCGAGGCGUACCGCGGUCCGAGUCAUCAGGAUGGGGCGGUGUAUCUGCGAGACAAGCUCAAGGAGUUCCCGGUCGCUGAGGUGCUGGGUCAAUGGCUGCCGCCGGAGAAGGCGGAGUUCUGGAUGGGUGUGGUGAACGAGAAGGAGUCAUGA